Drosophila takahashii is the source of this 592-nucleotide messenger RNA. The record is from RefSeq and is a predicted model, not a curated record. Lineage: Eukaryota; Metazoa; Arthropoda; Insecta; Diptera; Drosophilidae.
UGUACAUAUUUAUUUUAUAUUUCCAUUAACAUUUUCUGGAUGAGCUUUGUAAACUAAAAUUGGCUUAAAUUAUUUAUUUUUCCCAGUCAAAACUGAAAUCCUCACUCUUUUUAAUUUACGUCAAGGGAUAGAUGUAUGGGACUUCAACAGUUUAAAUCAAAUUCGACUUUAGAGUACACACAACUUACAAAAAAGAGGAAAAAUUAGAUUAAAUUAGAUUAGAAUGGCCGAUGAAAUGGAUGUUGAGGAGACGGAGGACUUUCACGAUCUGGAGUUUAACGACGAGGAGCCAUCGGGAACAGGAGGAUCUAGUGCCGCCAAAGAGGAACGCUUCGUGGUGAAGAAGUGGGUGGCGCACGCCCUGUGGUCGUGGGACGUGGCGGUGGACAACUGCGCCAUCUGCCGCAACCACAUCAUGAAUCUGUGCAUCGAGUGCCAGGCGGAUCCGAAUGCCAACCAGGAUGAGUGCACGGUGGCCUGGGGCGAGUGCAACCACGCCUUCCACUACCACUGCAUUGCGCGCUGGCUGAAGACGCGGCUCGUCUGCCCGCUGGACAACAAGGAGUGGGUCUACCAGAAGUACGGGCAUUAG